Messenger RNA from Camellia sinensis, 3171 nucleotides. Its product is annotated as putative RNA helicase SDE3. The record is from RefSeq and is a predicted model, not a curated record. NCBI's taxonomy places the organism in Eukaryota, Viridiplantae, Streptophyta, Magnoliopsida, Ericales, Theaceae. Gene Ontology annotation, molecular function: RNA binding; 5'-3' RNA helicase activity.
GUAAGAGUUUUGAAAUGUAUUACGUUACAGGGAUCUCAAUGGAAUCUACUUUGGCAUUACAUAUAAGACCAGCUGUUAUGUUGUCAUCAUCUCUUUGUUCAUCUUCUUUUUUUAGUUUACACAGACACUGGCUGUGAUUGGCUGGGUUUCUCUUGCUUUUAUGUCCAUCUGCAUAGUGCCCUCUUCACUCUCUUCCUAGAAAUUCAAGCAUUCGAGCUCCGAUCGAGAUUGUGUUGUGCAUUUGAUAAAAACAAUUUGGUGAUAUGAGUACGAUUUGCGGGAAUUGGGAUGAGUUCUCUUCGAUCCCAGACAGAGGAGAAAUUGGGUUCAUUGAUUACGAUGAUGAUAAAUCAGUGUGUAGUUACAACCCAGAUGAAGAGGGUCCAAUAGUAGUAUCUGUUCCAUUCCCUGUUGUAAAUGGAAAACCUCAAUCUAUAUCGGUUGGAGAAACCGCUAGUGAUCUGAUCACCAUUAGGAACACCACCAUGGAACCGGUUGAACUCUGGAAGGUUGAUAUCUAUGACUCAAAUCCAAAGGACUCAUUCACCAUUUCUCUGAUGGAACCUCCAUCACCAACUUCAGACAUGGAGUACAUCCGAGAAUUCCUAGAGUACUUUUGCUUGGAUGACAGAGUGUUACAGCCUGGUCAAACUUUAAGUGUUUGGCUAUCUUGCAAACCUAAGGGAGUUGGCUUGCACACAACAGCAGUGCAUUUUGAUGUAGGGGACGACAGAAUUGAACGGGUGGUCCUUCUUUUGGCAGAAGAUAAAAUCUCCAAGUCUUUGGCUUCAAACAAGCCAUACCGUAGAGAUAGGAAAAAGAAACCGUUGGUUGUAGAUGCAUACGCUGUGGAUGCAUAUGUUCUGGGUGCACGUCCUGCAAAGGCUUCAACCCGAGGGCCCAGAUUUUGCUUGCCUUCAUAUCCGAUCCCAAAGGAUAUCCGAAAAUUGGUCGAGAAUAAAGAUAUCCCUACUGGUAUCACAGAAGGUUUGAAAAAAGAAAAUUAUUGCAAUUACUUCACUACUCUGUUGAACAUGGAAGAAAUCAAAAUGGAGGAAGACAUGAGGGGUUAUGACAUGGAGUGCAUCGUUUUUGGGAAGAAGGGACCAUUUUUGACCCUUGAGGUCCCAGGACUAGCUGAGAAACGGCCUUCACUUGUGUGUGGAGAUUUUAUAUAUGCUAAGCUUGCCUCUGAAGAUGCAAAUGACAGAACUCGUCCCUAUCAGGGUUAUAUCUACCGUGUUGAGGCUGAAGAAGUACAUUUGAAGUUUGAUGAAGAAUUUCACUUUCAUCACAAAGCUGGGAAACCCUAUAAUGUACAGUUCACCUAUAAUCGAAUAAACAUGAGAAGAUUAUAUCAGGCCGUUGAAGCUUCUAAAGGUUUAGAAACAGAGUUUCUCUUCCCAAGUGAAUCAACUAGAAAGAGACUGAUUAGACCUCCUCGACUGCCCCCAAUGUCUUCUGUUUUCAAUGAGGAGCAGAACCAUGCGAUUAGGAUGAUACUUGGUUGCAAAGAAGGGCCGCCUUAUGUGAUCCAUGGGCCUCCAGGUACAGGCAAGACCGUGACACUCGUAGGAGCAAUCCUUCAGCUCUAUACAGAGCGAAAUGAUGCCCAGGUUCUUGUCUGUGCACCUUCGAAUAGUGCAGCCGAUCUUAUACUCGAGAAACUGCUUUGUGAGAAGGUUGUUGCGGUUGAAGAGAGAGAUAUUCUUAGGCUCAAUGCACCUUCUCGAUCUAUUGAAGAUAUUAAGUCUGAUUUUCACUGCUUUUGUUUCUUUGAAGAGUCAGCCUUCACAUGUCCUCCACUCAAGAAGCUAAUACGUUACAAAAUUGUCAUAUCGACAUACAUGAGUGCUGCUCUUCUUUAUGCAGAAGGCGUAAGGCGAGGCCACUUUUCUCACAUUUUCUUGGACGAGGCGGGCCAAGCUUCGGAGCCUGAUACCAUGAUUCCUGUAUCCCAACUUUGUCGAAGGGGGACAGUGGUUGUUCUUGCUGGAGACCCAAUGCAACUAGGUCCUGUAAUUCACUCCAAAGAUGCCGAGACUUAUGGGUUGGGAAAGUCGUACUUGUCAAGGCUGUUUGAAUGCGAGUUGUAUGAUCCUGGGAAUGAAAAUUACGUCACGAAGCUGGUUCGGAAUUACCGAUGUCACCCGGAAAUUCUGUAUCUUCCUUCACAAUUGUUUUAUAACGGAGAAUUAAUCGCAUUCAAAGAUGAUUCUGAUUCCUCUGUGACUUGGGUGGACCUCCUUCCUAACAUGGAAUUUCCUCUCCUUUUCAUUGGUAUCCAAGGCUAUGACGAGCGGGAAGGGAAUAAUCCAUCAUGGUUUAAUCGAUUUGAGGCAAGCAAGGUUGUUGAGAUCAUCACAAAACUGACGGAAAAAAAGGGGUUGAAUGGGGAAGAUAUUGGAGUCAUAACACCUUAUCGGCAACAAGUACUCAAAUUGAGUAAUACCCUUGAAAGUUUGGGUUGCUCUGGCAUUAAGGUUGGCAGUGUCGAGCAAUUUCAAGGACAAGAAAGGCAAGUAAUCAUUAUAUCUACUGUCCGAUCAACGGUGAAGCACAACGAGUUUGACAGAUUCCAUUGCUUGGGAUUUUUGAGCAAUCCCAGAAGGUUCAAUGUUGCCAUUACCCGUGCCAGGUCUUUGCUGAUUGUUAUUGGGAACCCACACAUCAUUGGCAAGGAUUUAUACUGGAAUAUGUUCUUAUGGCGUUGUGUGGAUAAUGGCUCCUAUCAAGGUUGUCCUCUCCCUGAAAGGCAAAAUUCACCUCAGGAGUGCCCCGCGGAAGAGAACAACUUGGGCUAUGAAGAAGAGAACCCUCAGCCAUCUGAUGAAGUUGAAUGCGAGGAACAGACCCAUCAGGCCGAAGAGUUCAAUGAACCUGUUUUUGAUGAAACUGAGUGGUCGGAUGGUUGGAAGUAAACUUUGUUGGUAACUUUCUUGUGGAAGCAACAGGCAACACAUUUUCUUCUUCCGAGUCUUGUUAUAUGAAAGCAAUCUGCGAAUUUUUCCCACUGUGAUUCUGAUUUUUGUGAAACAUUAUAGAUCAGUAUUUAUGUCGCAGAAGCAGAAAAACAUUCAUAUAUGCUUUGCUUUGCCCUGUUAGUGUUUGGCAUACAAUGAUUGGUUGGUGUUAUCAAAAGCUAGAAGAAAAUGGUUUCUGUUUCCAAAA